Messenger RNA from Nycticebus coucang (slow loris), 2876 nucleotides. RefSeq names its product calcineurin like phosphoesterase domain containing 1 (gene CPPED1). NCBI's taxonomy places the organism in Eukaryota, Metazoa, Chordata, Mammalia, Primates, Lorisidae. The record is from RefSeq and is a predicted model, not a curated record. Bases 111 to 1052 code for a protein of 313 amino acids. The transcript has 4 exons. Gene Ontology annotation, molecular function: hydrolase activity.
CGCCCGAGUUAGGGCGCCGCCUGGAGUGGGGCAGGCCGGGAGGUGAGACGUUGGAGUCGGUUUGUUCCAUCUACGCGGCGUGCUCAGGCAAGGCCAGGAACUCGCUUGCCAUGUCGGCUGCGGAGGCGGGAGGUGUUUUUCACAGAGCCCGGGGCAGGACCCUGGAGGCGUUUCCCGCAGAAAAGGAAAGGGAAUGGAAGGGUCCAUUCUACUUUAUCCAGGGUGCAGACCCGCAGUUUGGACUGAUGAAGGCCUGGUCCACUGGGAACUGUGACAGUGGCGGUGAUGAGUGGGAGCAGGAGAUCCGGCUAACUGAGCAAGCCGUCCAGGCCAUCAACAAGCUGAACCCCAAACCCAGGUUCUUGGUGCUGUGUGGUGACCUCAUCCAUGCCAUGCCAGGGAUGCCAUGGCGGAAGGAGCAGACCAAGGACCUGCAGCAGGUACUCAGGGAAGUUGACAAGGAGAUCCCACUGGUUCUGGUCAGCGGUAAUCACGACGUGGGCAACGUCCCCACAGCCGAGACCAUCGAGGAGUUCUGCCAGACUUGGGGAGACGACUAUUUCAGUUUCUGGGUUGGAGGUGUCCUGUUCCUGGUCCUCAACUCCCAGUUGUUGUACGACGCUUCCAGAUGCCCUGCUCUGAAGCAGGCCCAGGACCAGUGGCUGGACCAGCAGCUGAGAAUCGCAGAGCAGAGACACUGUCAGCAUGCCAUCAUCUUCCAGCACAUUCCACUGUUCCUGCGCAGCAUCGACGAAGACGACGACUACUUCAACCUCACCAAGUCCGUUCGGAAGGAGAUGGUGGACAAGCUCAUCAAAGCAGGUAUCAGAGCCGUGUUCUCAGGCCACUACCACAGGAACGCCGGGGGCACCUACCAGGACCUGGACAUGGUGGUGUCAUCAGCCAUCGGAUGUCAGCUGGGCAGAGAUGCCCAUGGGCUCCGUGUUGUGGUGGUCACUGCUGAGAAGAUAGUUCACAGGUACUACAGUCUAGAUGAGCUGAGUGAGAAAGGCAUAGAAGACGAUCUGAUGGAUUUGUUGAAGAAAAAGUGAUUCCUUAUGCUCUGUUCACUUUUCACUUCCACUGUUUUUUAUUUUGCCAGAAAUAGCUGGCAUACAAUCCCUUGUGAAAUAUAAAAGCAUACCAGGCAAGCUGGUAAAUUAAUGUCCUUUUAUAUAAAUCCAACAGCUAGGUCCUAUCUUGAAUUAUAUUCAAAAUAGAACUGCACUCUGGAAAUAAUGUUUUUUUUUAAUGAUACUGUGUAUUGAACUGUCUCUGCACAGAUGUUUGAAUAAAUUCUCCUAAUGGUGUGUUUCUCAACUCUGCAUUUGAAUUGCAUUGUUUUCUGGUAGAAUAUGAUGAAUGUCUACCCAUGGACCUCAAUUCCAACCUCAAAUCCUAGUGUGAGCUUUGAUAAUUCCUUAAACAAACUGUGUCUGAUUGUACUAAAUUGUGGUCAUGAUUCUAGAAAUGCUAGGCAAAGCAAAGGUCAUCUCCUUUCCAUCCUAACAAAACAAACAGCCAUCUCUCCCAUUACCAGAGCCAUGUAGACUUGUUUUAACAAGGAGGUCAGUCAGUAGCCAACAUUUGCUAUUAAAUUCUGAGACUUCUAUUGUCGCUGAUGACAGGAACACAACACACUUGAUACAAGUCAGGUCUGGAAAAUGCCUUCCUGGUGCCUGGAAGAGUCACCUUUACACAAUAAAUUGGUCAUUUAUGAAAAUCUCGUCCAAGAGACCGAAAACAAGACCCUAAAGUACUAACCACACCACUGCUUGGAAGCGUAUUUUGAGUUGGCUCACGUUCACAUUUGGGCACCAUGGCAACACCACAGAUGGGUGGUUUUGUGGGAUGGGAAUGCCCCUCCAAUUACAAGACACUUAACUGUGUCUACUUUGACAGAAAGAGUGGGAAUUUAUGCAGUGUUCUCAAAAGAAAACAAGAGUUUUCCCUGCACUUUCUUCUAGUAUUUUUAUAGUUUCAUGUCUUAAGUUUAACUUUAAUCCAGUGAGAGUCUAUCUUAGUUAAAGGUGAAAGGUGUGGGGCCAGUUUCAGUCUUCUACAGAUCGCCAGCCAGUUCACCCAGCACCAUUUGUUAAAUAGGGAAUCUUUUCCCCACUGAAUGUUUUUAAUUGGCUUGUCAAAUAUCAAAUGACGGUAAGUAGCUGGGUUCAUCUCUUGGUUCUCUAUUCUGUUCUAUAUAUCUACCUCUCUGUUUUUGUACCAGUACCAUGCUGUUUUGAUCACUAUUGAUUUAUAGUAUAGUCUGAGGUCUGGUAGCGUAAUUCCUCCUGCUUUGUUUUUAUUUCUGAGUAAUGUCUUGGCUAUUUGAGGUUUUUUUCUGAUUCCAUAUAAAACGAUGUAUUAUUUUUUCGAGAUCUUUAAAAUAUGACAAUGGAGCUUUAAUAGGGAUUGCAUUAAAAUUGUACACCAUGGAAUAUUAUGCAGCCGUAAAGAAAGAUGGAGACGAUACCUCCUUCAUGUUUACGUGGAUGGAGCUGAAAAAUAUUCUUCUUAGCAAGGUAUCCAAAGAAUGGAAGAAAAAGUACCCAAUGUACUCAGCCCUAAUAUGAAACUAAUUUAUGGCUUUCAUAUGAAGAGUACAACCCAAUCUCAGUACAAGAAUACGGGGAAGGGAGCAAGGGAGGGGAAGGGGAGGUAGGGUGGAGGGAAGGCGAUUGAUGAAUCCACACCUAGAGUGCAUCUUGGAAGGGUGCAGGUGAAGUUUACUAAGUGAAGAGUAUAAGGAUUUGAACACAAUAAUUAAGAAAAUGCUAUGAAGGCUAUGUUAACCAGUUUGGUGAAAAUAUUUCAGACUGUAUAUGGAACCAGCACAUUGUACCUCAUGAUUGCAUUAUUGUACACAGUUAUGAUUU